UAUAGGUUUUUUAUCCAAAUUUCUCUUAACAAAAUGUGGAGCUCUUUGCGCACAAUGUCCCACUUUGGCGUCACUGUAGAAAUGUGUAAAAUUUGCAUUUUGGGAGCAAAUGGUGGCAUAGGACGGCAUUUAGCUCUCAAUUUGAAACUCAAUAAAUAUGUUACCGAUCUGGCGCUCUACGAUAUCGUUAGUUGUAAUGGCAUUCGAGAGGAUUUAUCACAUAUUGAUACGAACAGCCGAAUAACUGACCAUUCUGGUGGUGAAAAAGCUUUAAUUGAUUCCUUGAAAUGCAGCAAUAUUGUGGUAGUAUUGGCUGGUCAGGCUCAUUCCCCCAAAUUUAAUUCCAGAGAGGCCAUGUUCGAUGCCAAUGCAGAAUUGAUGUUAAAUUUUAUGAAUGCAAUAGCAAAGGCCUGUCCUCACAAUAUGCCUUUUAUACACAUCGUUACAAAUCCGGUCAAUGCUUUGGUGCCUUUAUGUGCGGAGUACUUGAAGAAUCUGGGUUUCUACAAUCCCCGUAGGCUAAUUGGCUCCACUUCGGUUGACUCAAUGCGAGCAUGCACCUUUCUGGGCCAGUUGGUGGACUGUGAUCCUUCAAAGCUUAUAGUACCUGUGGUGGGAGGUCAUUCUGCCGGCAGUAUUACGCCUUUGGUUUCACAAAGUAAACCCUCAUUUGGAUUGAAUGCCAAAGACCAGCAGCAACUAGAAGAUCGUAUUGUUCAUGGUGCGGGAGAAGUGGUUCAAGCUAAAAACUCUCAUGGGGCAGCUCAAUUGGCGAUGGGCCACUGUGUGGCUAAAUUUUGCAAUUCAAUAUGUCGUGCCAUUUAUGGUGCACAAAAUGUGGUUGAGGUGGGUUAUGUGCCGUCUGAUGUAAAUGAGUUGGCAUUUUUCGCCUGUAAUUUCUCUGUGGAUAGCGAAGGUAUCAAGGAGUGUCACAGGCUGCCGCCCAUGUCGGAAUAUGAAACUGAACUUUAUUGUAAAGCGGUUAAGGAUGUGCAGAACAAUAUCGACAAUGCCAAAGAGUUUUUAAGGAAAUAUAAAAAGGAGAAAACUUAAAUUCAAAUUUUAAAACUAAUAAGGAUCCAGAAUUGGAAACUGAGUCAAGAUUUUGAAUGAAUAUUUCAGAAAACAAGCGUUAAAUCUUUUUAGUUAAAAAAAUGUUUAUUAAUUUUUGUAUUAAUUAAAACAAAAUUAGAUUAGUUACAAUUUAAAAUACCCAUAAAUUAUUCAGAAAAUUGUUAAUCUCCUCAUUUCUGAUCCUUCUUACUCUUAGCAUAUUGUAUGCCCUGCUCUAUGCUCUCUUUUAGCUCGGGUAUGGCCUUCGU
Messenger RNA from Calliphora vicina (urban bluebottle blowfly), 1322 nucleotides. RefSeq lists its product as uncharacterized. Bases 34 to 1053 code for a protein of 339 amino acids. The transcript has a single exon. NCBI's taxonomy places the organism in Eukaryota, Metazoa, Arthropoda, Insecta, Diptera, Calliphoridae. Gene Ontology annotation, cellular component: cytoplasm. The record is from RefSeq and is a predicted model, not a curated record. Gene Ontology annotation, biological process: carboxylic acid metabolic process; tricarboxylic acid cycle. Gene Ontology annotation, molecular function: L-malate dehydrogenase (NAD+) activity.